Colletotrichum acutatum is the source of this 1815-nucleotide messenger RNA. Its product is annotated as FAD binding domain-containing protein. Gene Ontology annotation, molecular function: FAD binding. The transcript is spliced from 6 exons. NCBI's taxonomy places the organism in Eukaryota, Fungi, Ascomycota, Sordariomycetes, Glomerellales, Glomerellaceae. The record is from RefSeq and is a predicted model, not a curated record. Bases 99 to 1520 code for a protein of 473 amino acids.
GUAUAAAUAAGUUCCCGGUUCGCGGUAUCAAAAGAGAACAAUAUCCCCACAUUCACCUUGAAUAUUAUCAAGCAUCAUCCUCCACUGCCAACAUCACGAUGUCUCAUGAGACUCAAUCAUCGACGCUCGCUACAUUGCAUCUUCUGACUCAGACGUUGAGCCAGGGAUCAGUUAUCACACCGGAUGAUCCGUCAUACAAGCUUCACUCGGAGCCGUUCGCCAUUCAAAAGCAGCUUUACCCGUCAGUGGUUCUCGUUCCAAGCACCAUCGAAGAGCUUUCCUCUAUUGUGCGUUUUUUAUACUCCUCGAGCUUAGAGUUUGCUAUCCGCGGUCAUGGAUUCAAAUCACCUUCCGCCAAAGAUGUAAUCAUUAGCAUGCUGAACUUCAAGAGCCUGGAGUAUGACUCAAUCAGAAAGAUUGCUACAGUUGGCGCCAGUGCGACUUGGGAAGAGGUAGUGGGGUUCAUGGAACAAGUUGACCCCGAGUACUCAGUACCUGCGGCCCGGACACCUAGCAUUGGAGUCACGGGAUCCAUCCUGAAUGGUGGCCUUUCCUGGGUGUCCUCCGAGUAUGGUGGCAUCAGCGAUCCCAUCAACUUCCUGGACGCAGAAGUCGUCAAGUACGACGGCAAAGUUGUCAUGGCAUCUCAGGAGCCAGGUCUUCUCUGGUCCCUACGGGGCGGUGGCGGCGGCUUUGGCAUCGUAACCAAGGUUCUUCUCCGAGCACAUCCAUAUCCAACUGACAUCUGGUCGGGGAUUGUGCUACUGCCUCGUCAUCUCCUAGCGCAGAUGAUUGACGAGGUGCUCAAGUUCAAUCACUCUACGCCCCAUCCCAAGGUCAACUACUUCAUGUACUUGAUGCCCCAGCAAUUGCUGCAUACCGUUCUGGAGACACCUGAGCCCGAUAUUGGCGACAUGGUCAUCUUCCAUGUGUACGACGCCUUGGGUGAAGAGCAUGGUCGGGCUACGUUCCGCUGGGUUCUUGAAAAGCCCGGGGCAAUUGACCGGACAAGGGUAACCAACAUGAAAGGCGUUCUCAACAUGCAAAGAAAUGCAAACGUCAUGCGAGGCACAAUGAAGACGCUUUACGCGCCAAUGGCAGUGUCCGAUUUGGAUCGCGUCACAAUCACGCGAGCGAUUGAAGUCUAUGACAACAUAGCGAAGCUAGACCAGACUAUUCACGACAUGUCUUCAGUUAUUUUCGAGUUCUUGUUGCUUCGACCCCCAAUUGGCGGUACGGCAGAGGUUGCAUGGCCACGAUCCAACAACUUGAACCACCUUCUGCUUUUUAUCAUAAGCUGCCCGGGGAGUGGCACAGACGAACAAGAGAGACUCAUUCGUCAAAUCUCGAACGAUGCGCCUGGUCAGGUUUUGGGCCCAGAAACUCGGGCGGAAGUCAAUCCUGCUGGGCUCGAGCCAUCCUACCACGACGUGAAAGGGGUAUACCGGGAGCAUUAUGAGAAGUUGGUGGAGUUGCGGCGUCUUUAUGAUCCCAAAAAGCGCUUUCAAUCGUUCUUCUAAGUAGCUUCUUCGGGCAACUUUAAGCAAUCAUGUUGUCUGUGAAGAGAAUUCAAGUCUUUCUCAAGCUCAGUUGACCUCUAUCUUCACUAAUGUGACACGUUCACGGGGCAGAUUUAGGGAGAACUAAUACUACUUCAGUCAAGCCCCAUGAUCGAAAUUUCGUGCACGUAAGUCCACAAAUUGAAACUUCUCAUAUUUUGAAGAAAAAUAUGAGGUGCAGAAGAUACUACUAGAUGAACACAUACGGAAGUGAGAGCUCUCCGCUGUGAAUAACUGAGUAGUGCUCUACUGAGUC